AUGCUUCCCAGAGCAUUAUGCAUAUUGAUUGCAUCCAUAAUAUUUGGUGUCAUCAAUGCUGAUCUCCUGUCAGAUCCGAACUACAGGGUUUUCAGAGACAUCUCAUCUAUCAGACAAAGAGUCACUGCCCGGCCAGUGAAAAACGUAACAUCCACGGAACUUCCCACAUAUUACGAACAGAACUACAAAAUCUCUAAUCGUGUUAAGAGACAAGCAUGUGCAUCAAGUUGCACGCCGCUGGAAAAAGCAACAGUGCCGGAAUAUGAUGGUUUGAUCGCAACAGAAAAUUUCUAUAUAACCUAUAGUACUGACGGAUCUGGGUGCCCAAUUGCCGAUAUAACAUGCGUUGGAGGAGAUUUGGCUACAUUGGAUUACAAUGACGUCAGCGGAAACACCAUAACACUAGGAGAAGGAAUGGACGACUACAAUAUUCUCGAAGCACAACUGAAAUGUUUUGCAUUUGGAUGGGCUGCAACAAUAGCCGGAGAAGUUAUUGACGGAAAUAGUCUGAAUUGUAAUGUACUUCCACGGAAUCAACCAGUACCUCGACUGAAUCCACCAGUACUUCAACGGAAUCCACCAGCACUUCCACGGAAUCUACCAGCACUUCCACGGAAUCCACCAGUACCUCCACGGAAUCUACCAGUACUUCGACCGAGUCUACAAGUACCUCGACUGAAUCCACCAGUACUUCAACGGAAUUCACCAGCACUUCCACGGAAUCUACCAGCACUUCAACGGAAUCCACCAGUACCUCCACGGAAUCUACCAGUACAUCGACCGAGUCUACCAGCACUUCCACGGAAUCCACCAGUACCUCGACUGAAUCCACCAGUACUUCUACCGAGUCUACCAGCACUUCCACGGAAUCCACCAGUACAUCAACCGAGUCUACCAGUACAUCGACCGAGUCUACAAGUACCUCCACGGAAUCCACCAGUACCUCCACGGAAUCUACCAGUACUUCUACCGAGUCUACCAGUACAUCGACCGAGUCUACAAGUACCUCGACGGAAUCCACCAGUACCUCCACGGAAUCUACCAGCACUUCGACCGAGUCUACAAGUACCUCGACUGAAUCCACCAGUACUUCUACCGAGUCUACCAGCACUUUCACGCAAUCCACCAGUACCUCCACGGAAUCUACCAGUACUUCUACCGAGUCUACCAGUACCUCCACGGAAUCCACCAGUACCUCUACUGAAUCUACCAGUACAUCGACCGAGUCUACCAGUACAUCGACCGAGUCUACCAGCACUUCCACGGAAUCCACCAGUACUUCCACGGAAUCUACCAGUACUUCGACCGAGUCUACAAGUACAUCGACCGAGUCUACCAGCACUUCCACGGAAUCCACCAGCACUUCCACGGAAUCCACCAGUACUUCCACGGAAUCUACCAGUACUUCGACCGAGUCUACCAGUACAUCGACCGAGUCUACCAGCACUUCCACGGAAUCCACCAGCACUUCCACGGAAUCCACCAGUACUUCCACGGAAUCUACCAGUACUUCGACUGAAUCCACCAGUACUUCGACCGAGUCUACCAGCACUUCCACGGAAUCCACCAGUACUUCCACGGAAUCCACCAGUACCUCCACGGAAUCUACCAGUACUUCGACCGAGUCUACAAGUACCUCGACCGAGUCUACCAGCACUUCCACGGAAUCCACCAGUACUUCCACGGAAUCCACCAGUACCUCCACGGAAUCUACCAGUACUUCGACCGAGUCUACCAGCACUUCCACGGAAUCCACCAGUACCUCGACUGAAUCCACCAGUACUUCUACCGAGUCUACCAGCACUUCCACGGAAUCCACCAGUACUUCCACGGAAUCCACCAGUACCUCCACGGAAUCUACCAGUACUUCGACCGAGUCUACAAGUACCUCGACCGAGUCUACCAGCACUUCCACGGAAUCCACCAGUACUUCCACGGAAUCCACCAGUACCUCCACGGAAUCUACCAGUACUUCGACCGAGUCUACAAGUACCUCGACUGAAUCUACCAGUACUUCAACGGAAUCCACCAGUACCUCCACGGAAUCUACCAGUACAUCGACCGAGUCUACCAGCACUUCGACCGAGUCAACAAGUACCUCCACGGAAUCCACCAGUACCUCCACGGAAUCAACCAGUACUUCGACCGAGUCUACAAGUACCUCGACAGAAUCUACCAGUACAUCGACCGAGUCUACCAGCACUUCCACGGAAUCCACCAGUACUUCGACCGAGUCUACAAGUACCUCGACUGAAUCCACCAGUACUUCGACCGAGUCUACCAGCACUUCCACGGAAUCCACCAGUACUUCCACGGAGUCCACCAGUACCUCCACGGAAUCUACCAGUACUUCGACCGAGUCUACCAGCACUUCCACGGAAUCUACCAGUACCUCCACGGAAUCUACCAGUACUUCGACCGAGUCUACAAGUACCUCGACUGAAUCUACCAGUACAUCGACCGAGUCUACCAGCACUUCCACGGAAUCCACCAGUACUUCGACCGAGUCUACAAGUACCUCGACUGAAUCCACCAGUACUUCGACCGAGUCUACCAGCACUUCCACGGAGUCCACCAGUACCUCCACGGAAUCUACCAGUACUUCGACCGAGUCUACCAGCACUUCCACGGAAUCUACCAGUACCUCCACGGAAUCUACCAGUUCUUCCACGGAAUCCACCAGUACCUCCACGGAAUCUACCAGUACUUCGACCGAGUCUACAAGUACCUCGACUGAAUCUACCAGUACUUCAACGGAAUCCACCAGUACCUCCACGGAAUCUACCAGUACAUCGACCGAGUCUACCAGCACUUCGACCGAGUCAACAAGUACCUCGACUGAAUCCACCAGUACUUCGACCGAGUCUACCAGCACUUUCACGGAAUCCACCAGUACUUCCACGGAGUCCACCAGUACCUCCACGGAAUCUACCAGUACUUCGACCGAGUCUACCAGCACUUCCACGGAAUCUACCAGUACCUCCACGGAAUCUACCAGUACUUCGACCGAGUCUACAAGUACCUCGACUGAAUCCACCAGUACUUCUACCGAGUCUACCAGCACUUCCACGGAAUCCACCAGUACUUCCACGGAAUCCACCAGUACCUCCACGGAAUCUACCAGUACUUCGACCGAGUCUACCAGCACUUCCACGGAAUCUACCAGUACCUCCACGGAAUCUACCAGUACUUCGACUGAAUCCACCAGUACUUCUACCGAGUCUACCAGCACUUCCACGGAAUCUACCAGUACAUCAACCGAGUCUACAAGUACCUCGACUGAAUCCACCAGUACUUCUACCGAGUCUACCAGCACUUCCACGGAAUCCACCAGUACUUCCACGGAAUCUACCAGUACUUCGACCGAGUCUACCAGCACUUCCACGAAAUCUACCAGUACAUCAACCGAGUCUACAAGUACCUCGACUGAAUCCACCAGUACCUCCACGGAAUCUACCAGUACUUCGACCGAGUCUACCAGCACUUCCACGGAAUCCACCAGUACUUCCACAGAAUCGACCAGUACAUCGACCGAGUCUACAAGUACAUCGACCGAGUCUACAAGUACCUCGACUGAAUCCACCAGUACCUCCACGGAAUCUACCAGUACUUCUUCCGAGUCUACCAGCACUUCGACCGAGUCUACAAGUACCUCCACGGAAUCCACCAGUACCUCCACGGAAUCAACCAGUACUUCGACCGAGUCUACAAGUACCUCGACUGAAUCUACCAGUACAUCGACCGAGUCUACCAGCACUUCCACGGAAUCCACCAGUACUUCGACCGAGUCUACAAGUACCUCGACUGAAUCUACCAGUACAUCGACCGAGUCUACCAGCACUUCCACGGAAUCCACCAGUACCUCCACGGAAUCUACCAGCACUUCGACCGAGUCUACAAGUACCUCUACUGAAUCUACCAGUACAUCGACCGAGUCUACCAGCACUUCCACGGAAUCCACCAGUACCUCCACGGAAUCUACCAGCACAUCGACCGAGUCUACCAGCACUUCCACAGAAUCCACCAGUACCUCGACUGAAUCUACCAGCACUUCGACCGAGUCUACAAGUACCUCGACUGAAUCUACCAGCACUUCCACGGAAUCCACCAGUACUUCCACGGAAUCAACCAGUACUUCGACCGAGUCUACAAGUACCUCGACUGAAUCCACCAGUACCUCCACGGAAUCAACCAGUACUUCGACCGAGUCUACAAGUACCUCGACUGAAUCUACCAGUACAUCGACCGAGUCUACCAGCACUUCCACGGAAUCCACCAGUACCUCCACGGAAUCUACCAGCACUUCGACCGAGUCUACAAGUACCUCUACUGAAUCUACCAGCACUUCCACGGAAUCCACCAGUACUUCCACGGAAUCCACCAGUACCUCCACGGAAUCUACCAGUACAUCGACCGAGUCUACCAGCACUUCCACGGAAUCCACCAGUACUUCCACGGAAUCCACCAGUACCUCCACGGAAUCUACCAGUACAUCGACCAAGUCUACCAGUACAUCGACCGAGUCUACCAGCACUUCCACGGAAUCCACCAGUACUUCCACGGAAUCCACCAGUACCUCCACGGAAUCUACCAGUACAUCGACCGAGUCUACCAGUACAUCGACCGAGUCUACCAGCACUUCCACGGAAUCCACCAGUACUUCGACCGAGUCUACAAGUACCUCUACUGAAUCUACCAGUACAUCGACCGAGUCUACCAGCACUUCCACGGAAUCCACCAGUACCUCCACGGAAUCUACCAGCACUUCGACCGAGUCUACAAGUACCUCGACUGAAUCUACCAGCACUUCCACGGAAUCAACCAGUACUUCGACCGAGUCUACAAGUACCUCGACUGAAUCCACCAGUACCUCCACGGAAUCAACCAGUACUUCGACCGAGUCUACAAGUACCUCGACUGAAUCUACCAGUACAUCGACCGAGUCUACCAGCACUUCCACGGAAUCCACCAGUACCUCCACGAAAUCUACCAGCACUUCGACCGAGUCUACAAGUACCUCUACUGAAUCUACCAGUACAUCGACCGAGUCUACAAGUACCUCUACUGAAUCUACCAGCACUUCCACGGAAUCCACCAGUACUUCCACGGAAUCCACCAGUACCUCCACGGAAUCUACCAGUACAUCGACCGAGUCUACCAGCACUUCCACGGAAUCCACCAGUACUUCCACGGAAUCCACCAGUACCUCCACGGAAUCUACCAGUACAUCGACCGAGUCUACCAGUACAUCGACCGAGUCUACCAGCACUUCCACGGAAUCCACCAGUACUUCCACGGAAUCCACCAGUACCUCCACGGAAUCUACCAGUACAUCGACCGAGUCUACCAGCACUUCCACGGAAUCCACCAGUACUUCCACGGAAUCCACCAGUACCUCCACGGAAUCUACCAGUACAUCGACCGAGUCUACCAGUACAUCGACCGAGUCUACCAGCACUUCCACGGAAUCCACCAGUACUUCCACGGAAUCCACCAGUACCUCCACGGAAUCUACCAGUACAUCGACCGAGUCUACCAGCACUUCUACGGAAUCCACCAGUACUUCCACGGAAUCCACCAGUACCUCCACGGAAUCUACCAGUACAUCGACCGAGUCUACCAGCACUUCCACGGAAUCCACCAGUACUUCUACGGAAUCUACCAGUACUUCGACCGAGUCUACAAGUACCUCGACUGAAUCCUCCAGUACUUCGACCGAGUCUACCAGCACUUCCACGGAAUCCACCAGUACUUCUACGGAAUCUACCAGUUCCUCCACGGAAUCUACCAGUACAUCGACCGAGUCUACCAGCACUUCCACGGAAUCCACCAGAACUUCCACGGAAUCCACCAGUACUUCCACGGAAUCUACCAGUACAUCGACCGAGUCUACCAGCACUUCCACGGAAUCCACCAGUACUUCCACGGAAUCCACCAGUACUUCGACCGAGUCUACCAGCACUUCGACCGAGUCUACAAGUACCUCCACAGAAUCUACCAGUACAUCGACCGAGUCUACCAGUACAUCGACCGAGUCUACCAGCACUUCCACGGAAUCCACCAGUACCUCCACGGAAUCCACCAGUACUUCGACCGAGUCUACCAGCACUUCGACCGAGUCUACAAGUACCUCCACAGAAUCUACCAGUACUUCGACCGAGUCUACCAGUACAUCGACCGAGUCUACCAGCACUUCCACGGAAUCCACCAGUACCUCCACGGAAUCCACCAGUACUUCGACCGAGUCUACCAGCACUUCGACCGAGUCUACAAGUACCUCGACCGAGUCUACCAGCACUUCCACGGAAUCCACCAGUACUUCCACGGAAUCUACCAGUACUUCGACCGAGUCUACCAGUACAUCGACCGAGUCUACCAGCACUUCCACGGAAUCCACCAGUACUUCCACGGAAUCCACCAGUACUUCGACCGAGUCUACCAGCACUUCGACCGAGUCUACAAGUACCUCGACCGAGUCUACCAGUACAUCGACCGAGUCUACCAGCACUUCCACGGAAUCCACCAGUACCUCAACCGAAUCUACCAGUACAUCGACCGAGUCUACCAGCACUUCGACCGAGUCUACAAGUACCUCGACUGAAUCCACCAGUACUUCGACCGAGUCUACCAGCACUUUCACGGAAUCCACCAGUACUUCCACGGAGUCCACCAGUACCUCCACGGAAUCUACCAGUACUUCGACCGAGUCUACCAGCACUUCCACGGAAUCUACCAGUACCUCCACGGAAUCUACCAGUACUUCGACCGAGUCUACAAGUACCUCGACUGAAUCCACCAGUACUUCUACCGAGUCUACCAGCACUUCCACGGAAUCCACCAGUACUUCCACGGAAUCCACCAGUACCUCCACGGAAUCUACCAGUACUUCGACCGAGUCUACCAGCACUUCCACGGAAUCUACCAGUACCUCCACGGAAUCUACCAGUACUUCGACUGAAUCCACCAGUACUUCUACCGAGUCUACCAGCACUUCCACGGAAUCUACCAGUACAUCAACCGAGUCUACAAGUACCUCGACUGAAUCCACCAGUACUUCUACCGAGUCUACCAGCACUUCCACGGAAUCCACCAGUACUUCCACGGAAUCUACCAGUACUUCGACCGAGUCUACCAGCACUUCCACGAAAUCUACCAGUACAUCGACCGAGUCUACCAGUACAUCGACCGAGUCUACCAGCACUUCCACGGAAUCCACCAGUACCUCCACGGAAUCCACCAGUACUUCGACCGAGUCUACCAGCACUUCGACCGAGUCUACAAGUACCUCCACAGAAUCUACCAGUACUUCGACCGAGUCUACCAGUACAUCGACCGAGUCUACCAGCACUUCCACGGAAUCCACCAGUACCUCCACGGAAUCCACCAGUACUUCGACCGAGUCUACCAGCACUUCGACCGAGUCUACAAGUACCUCGACCGAGUCUACCAGCACUUCCACGGAAUCCACCAGUACUUCCACGGAAUCUACCAGUACUUCGACCGAGUCUACCAGUACAUCGACCGAGUCUACCAGCACUUCCACGGAAUCCACCAGUACUUCCACGGAAUCCACCAGUACUUCGACCGAGUCUACCAGCACUUCGACCGAGUCUACAAGUACCUCGACCGAGUCUACCAGUACAUCGACCGAGUCUACCAGCACUUCCACGGAAUCCACCAGUACUUCCACGGAAUCCACCAGUACCUCAACCGAAUCUACCAGUACAUCGACCGAGUCUACCAGCACUUCGACCGAGUCUACAAGUACCUCGACUGAAUCCACCAGUACAUCGACCGAGUCUACCAGCACUUCCACGGAAUCCACCAGUACUUCCACGGAAUCCACCAGUACUUCCACGGAAUCUACCAGUACUUCGACCGAGUCUACCAGCACUUCGACCGAGUCUACAAGUACCUCGACUGAAUCCACCAGUACAUCGACCGAGUCUACCAGCACUUCCACGGAAUCCACCAGUACUUCCACGGAAUCUACCAGUACUUCGACCGAGUCUACAAGUACCUCGACUGAAUCCACCAGUACUUCUACCGAGUCUACCAGCACUUCCACGGAAUCUACCAGUACCUCCACGGAAUCCACCAGUACCUCAACCGAGUCUACAAGUACCUCGACCGAGUCUACCAGUACUUCUACCGAGUCUACCAGCACUUCCACGGAAUCCACCAGUACAUCAACCGAGUCUACAAGUACCUCGACCGAGUCUACCAGUACUUCUACCGAGUCUACCAGCACUUCCACAGAAUCCACCAGUACCUCAACCGAGUCUACAAGUACCUCGACCGAGUCUACCAGUACCUCCACGGAAUCCACCAGUACCUCGACUGAAUCUACCAGUACUUCUACCGAGUCUACCAGCACUUCCACAGAAUCGACCAAUACCUCAACCGAGUCUACUAGCACCUCUACCGAGUCUACAAGUACCUCAACCGAGUCUACCAGUACCUCAACCGAGUCUACCAGUACCUCCACGGAAUCCACCAGUACCUCGACUGAAUCCACCAGUACAUCCACCGAGUCUACCAGCACUUCAACCGAGUCUACCAGCACUUCCACGGAAUCCACCAGUACCUCCACGGAAUCCACCAGUACUUCGACCGAGUCUACCAGCACUUCCACGGAAUCCACCAGUACCUCCACGGAAUCUACCAGUACAUCGACCGAGUCUACAAGUACCUCGACUGAAUCCACCAGUACUUCCACGGAAUCCACCAGUACUUCGACCGAGUCUACCAGUACUUCCACAGAAUCCACCAGUACCUCAACCGAGUCUACAAGUACCUCGACCGAGUCUACCAGUACCUCCACGGAAUCCACCAGUACCUCGACUGAAUCUACCAGUACUUCUACCGAGUCUACCAGCACUUCCACAGAAUCGACCAGUACCUCAACCGAAUCUACUAGCACCUCUACCGAGUCUACAAGUACCUCAACCGAGUCUACAAGUACCUCGACCGAGUCUACCAGUACCUCCACGGAAUCCACCAGUACCUCGACUGAAUCUACCAGUACUUCUACCGAGUCUACCAGCACUUCCACAGAAUCGACCAGUACCUCAACCGAGUCUACUAGCACCUCUACCGAGUCUACAAGUACCUCAACCGAGUCUACCAGUACCUCCACGGAAUCCACCAGUACCUCGACUGAAUCCACCAGUACAUCGACCGAGUCUACCAGUACAUCGACCGAAUCUACCAGCACUUCUACGGAAUCCACCAGUACCUCCACGGAAUCCACCAGUACUUCGACCGAGUCUACCAGCACUUCCACGGAAUCCACCAGUACCUCCACGGAAUCCACCAGUACAUCGACCGAGUCUACAAGUACCUCGACUGAAUCCACCAGUACAUCGACCGAGUCUACCAGUACAUCGACCGAAUCUACCAGCACUUCUACGGAAUCCACCAGUACUUCCACGGAAUCCACCAGUACUUCGACCGAGUCUACCAGCACUUCCACGGAAUCCACCAGCACUUCCACGGAAUCUACCAGUACUUCGACCGAGUCUACAAGUACCUCGACUGAAUCCACCAGUACAUCGACCGAGUCUACCAGUACAUCGACCGAAUCUACCAGCACUUCCACGGAAUCCACCAGUACCUCCACGGAAUCCACCAGUACUUCGACCGAGUCUACCAGUACUUCCACGGAAUCCACCAGUACUUCCACGGAAUCCACCAGUACCUCAACCGAGUCUACCAGCACUUCAACCGAGUCUACCAGCACUUCCACGGAAUCUACCAGUACUUCGACCGAGUCUACCAGCACUUCCACGGAGUCCACCAGUACUUCCACAGAAUCGACCAGUACCUCCACGGAAUCCACCAGUACUUCGACCGAGUCUACCAGCACUUCCACGGAAUCCACCAGUACUUCGACCGAGUCCACCAGCACUUCGACCGAGUCUACAAGUACCUCCACAGAAUCUACCAGUACAUCGACCGAGUCUACCAGUACUUCCACGGAAUCCACCAGUACAUCGACCGAGUCUACAAGUACCUCAACUGAGUCAACCAGCACUUCGACCGAGUCUACCAGCACUUCCACGGAAUCCACCAGUACAUCGACAGAGUCUACCAGCACUUCCACGGAAUCCACCAGUACCUCCACGGAAUCCACCAGUACUUCUACCGAGUCUACCAGCACUUCCACGGAAUCCACCAGUACCUCCACGGAAUCUACCAGUACCUCAACCGAGUCUACCAGUACUUCCACGGAAUCCACCAGUACAUCGACCGAGUCUACAAGUACCUCAACUGAGUCUACCAGCACUUCGACCGAGUCUACCAGCACUUCCACGGAAUCCACCAGUACAUCGACAGAGUCUACCAGCACUUCCACGGAAUCCACCAGUACCUCCACGGAAUCCACCAGUACUUCUACCGAGUCUACCAGCACUUCCACAGAAUCCACCAGUACCUCCACGGAAUCUACCAGUACCUCAACCGAGUCUACCAGUACUUCCACAGAAUCGACCAGUACUUCGACCGAGUCUACAAGUACCUCGACUGAAUCUACCAGUACCUCAACCGAGUCUACCAGUACUUCCACAGAAUCCACCAGUACAUCGACCGAGUCUACAAGUACCUCAACUGAGUCUACCAGCACUUCGACCGAGUCUACCAGCACUUCCACAGAAUCGACCAGUACUUCGACCGAGUCUACCAGCACUUCCACGGAAUCCACCAGUACAUCGACCGAGUCUACCAGUACUUCCACGGAAUCCACCAGUACAUCAACCGAGUCUACAAGUACCUCCACGGAAUCUACCAGUACAUCGACCGAGUCUACCAGUACCUCCACGGAAUCCACCAGUACAUCGACCGACACUUCCACGGAAUCCACCAGUACCUCCACGGAAUCUACCAGUACAUCGACCGAGGCUACCAGCACUUCCACGGAAUCCACCAGUACCUCCACGGAAUCCACCAGUACUUCGACCGAGUCUACCAGCACUUCCACGGAAUCCACCAGUACCUCCACGGAAUCCACCAGUACAUCGACAGAGUCUACCAGCACUUCCACGGAAUCCACCAGUACCUCCACGGAAUCCACCAGUACUUCUACCGAGUCUACCAGCACUUCCACAGAAUCCACCAGUACCUCAACCGAGUCUACCAGCACUUCAACCGAGUCUACCAGCACUUCCACGGAAUCUACCAGUACCUCGACCGAGUCUACCAGCACUUCCACAGAAUCGACCAGUACCUCCACGGAAUCCACCAGUACAUCGACAGAGUCUACCAGCACUUCCACGGAAUCCACCAGUACCUCCACGGAAUCCACCAGUACAUCGACAGAGUCUACCAGCACUUCCACGGAAUCUACCAGUACCUCGACCGAAUCUACCAGCACUUCCACAGAAUCGACCAGUACCUCGACAGAAUCCACCAGUACCUCAACCGAGUCUACUAGCACCUCAACCGAGUCUACCAGUACCUCGACGGAAUCUACCAGCACUUCCACGGAAUCUACAAGUACCUCAACCGAGUCUACCAGCACUUCCACAGAAUCUUCCAGUACUUCGACCGAGUCUACAAGUACCUCGACUGAAUCCACCAGUACUUCGACCGAGUCUACCAGCACUUCCACGGAAUCUACCAGUACAUCGACCGAGUCUACCAGCACUUCCACGGAAUCUACCAGUACAUCGACCGAGUCUACCAGCACUUCCACGGAAUCCACCAGAACCUCCACGGAAUCUACCAGUACCUCGACUGAAUCCACCAGUACUUCAACGGAAUCCACCAGUACCUCGACUGAAUCCACCAGUACUUCGACCGAGUCUACCAGUACAUCGACCGAGUCUACCAGUACUUCCACGGAAUCCACCAGUACUUCCACGGAAUCUACCAGUACCUCCACGGAAUCUACAAGUACCUCCACGGAAUCUACCAGUACCUCGACUGAAGCUGAGUCUACAACAGUCCCAAGAACGGCUUGUUGUCCAACAGGAGGCUAUUGGAGUGAAUGGACCGCUGAUGCGCCGUGCGCAACAUCUUGCGGAUCUUGUUCGCAACAAAUCUACCGUCGUGUUUGUCUUACCGAAGCAGAUUGUGGCACUUGCACUGGAUCGGACGUCAAAAUUCAGAAUUGCAAUGUUGGAGUUUGCUAUUUCCCACUUGAUUCUUGUUGUGCAGGUUACACUGCGACCGUAUCUGGCACUCUUCACAUCUGUGGUCCUCAGCCAAAUACAACCGAUCCAACGACUAAUGAUGAGACCUGUUGCCCACUGGAAGGAAUCUGGGGAGCAUGGACAGAAUGGUCUGCAUGCAGUGGAACAACUUGCGGAAAUUGUGAUGGAUCUCGUUCACGUUCAAGAGUUUGUGCUUCAGAUUCAUUCUGCUCUUGUAUUGGAGACACUACGGAAUCAGAAUUCUGCAGAACACUGGAAACAUGGUCCGAAUGGACGGGGAAAAGCUACCAAGACAGAACCAUGUAACAGAGCUCCAUGCUCGUCUACAACAGUAUGUUGCAACAGUCUUACCGUUUCCACUAUCAAUGGUAUAUCUGUCUGUGGCCCACUGGAAGACGCCGAAGUUGAAACUGAUCCAGUUCCGUGCUCAACUACCACACCAGAAUGCUGUGUUCUUGGAGGAGUUUGGUCUGAAUGGUCUUCUGGAGAUUCAUGUAACGAUACUUGUGGAAACUGUGGAGUCACAACACUUUCAAGAGUCUGUCUCUCUGCGGAUUACUCAUGCGCCUGCAGUGGAAGCACAACCAAACAAGCUGAAUGUGCACCAGCACCAUGUCCGUUCCCAAGAACCACUUGCUGUGGAGCUAGAAAGAAGGUGAUCGUUGGAAGAACAUUCCAGUGCUCAUCUGCGGAUGAUUCGGAUGCUGCACCAUCAACACUCUGUUCGACCGAUUGUUGUCCAGCUGCUGGAGGUUACUGGUCAGAAUGGACUACUGGAGGCUCGUGCCCAACUACUUGUGGUUCAUGCUCAACUGUAACACAAAAACGUGUCUGUCUUUCCCCAUCCACUUGUCCUUGCCAGGGUGUCUCCUCAAGAUCAGUGAACUGUGGAAUCACUGUGUGCUACUUCCCAGACGACUCUUGCUGCGCCGGAUACACAGCAACCGUCAGCGGAACACAACACAUCUGUGGACCACAGCCGAACUACACCACACCAUAUGCUCCAUACGAUCCAACAUGCUCCGAAAAUUGUUGCCCAGAAACAGGAAUCUGGUCUGAAUGGACUCUUUCACCAGCUCAAUGCAGAGAUUACUGUGGUUCCUGUGGAAAUCAAACCAAAACAAGAAUUUGUACAUCGGAUGCCGACGGAUGUCCUUGCCAAGGACCAACAACAAUAACUGAACAAUGCGGUACUGGUGUCUGUUACUUCCCAAGAUUGAGUUGUUGUCCUGGAUACACUGCAACUGUUGAAGGAAGCAAUCAUAUCUGCGGACCGCUGACUACUGCUGUUGCCGAUCCAGACAAGCUGAAUACAUGUGGAGUGACAUGCUGUCCAUCUGCAGGAAUUUGGGGAGAAUGGGUAAGCACUGCUGGCUGUAACGACACUUGCGGAUCUUGCGGAGUGGAGACUCGUACGAGAAAGUGUUUGUCUCUUCAAUAUGGAUGUGCUUGCACUGGUGAUGCUACUGAUACAAGUGUAUGUGCUUCAAGUGUCUGUCUUUUCCCAAGAACCUCUUGCUGUACUGGAUUCAAGAAGAUGGUUAACAUCACCGCUCGUACUUUCUAUUGUGGUCCUCUUCCAGUUGUUCCAGCAUUCAAUCCAGAACAAACAACUUGCUGCGAUCCAGAAAAGACCGGACUUUGGAAUGAUUGGGGAUCAUGGACAACAUGCAGUGCUACCUGUGGACUUUGCGGAACUCAGAGUAGAAACCGAACAUGUGCAUCUGCACCUUAUGGAUGUCCAUGCACCGGGGACUCUCUGGAGACUAAAGCUUGCGGAAACCAAGUUUGCACAACUGGUUCGCAAUGUUGCGCUGGAAAGUUUGUUGCCACCGGAUACGAUGGUGCACAGUAUUGUCAAGACAAAACGCCGGAAGUGUGCACAGGAACAUGGACUGAAUGGACUACGGUGACUGGUGCAGUUUGCAACGACACCUGCGGAAACUGUGGAAGUAUUCCAACACAACGCUAUUGUUUCCCAUCUGGUUGUCAGUGCAGCGGAGAAUUCACCGGAACGAAUGCAUGUGCCAACUCCGUUUGCCUCUUCCCAAGAACAUCUUGCUGUCUUCCGUACAAGAAAAAGAUUGUAGGCAAGGCAUUUGCUUGUGCUUAA
Messenger RNA from Caenorhabditis remanei, 14265 nucleotides. RefSeq lists its product as uncharacterized. Bases 1 to 14265 code for a protein of 4754 amino acids. The transcript has 21 exons. The record is from RefSeq and is a predicted model, not a curated record. Lineage: Eukaryota; Metazoa; Nematoda; Chromadorea; Rhabditida; Rhabditidae.